Messenger RNA from Onthophagus taurus, 1105 nucleotides. The record is from RefSeq and is a predicted model, not a curated record. NCBI's taxonomy places the organism in Eukaryota, Metazoa, Arthropoda, Insecta, Coleoptera, Scarabaeidae.
UGCUAAAAGUGAAACAGAACGUUUCAACAAGAUGGAAUUCUUGCUUGGCGAUGAUGCAAAGAUUAGAGGAAUUAAAAGUUCCGUUGUCAGCAGCAAUGUCCAAUCUUCCCGGAUCACCUUCACUUUUGUCAUCGGAAGACUGGGCACUAAUUAAAGACUGCAUAUGUAUUUUAAAACCUAUUGAAGCUAUGACUUCCGAGUUGUCGGGAGAAAAAUAUAUAACGUUGUCCAUUAUCAUCCCCUUAAUUCGUGGUGUCCAACACGCUGUUAAGAAUGCACAACCAAUAACUUCCACGGGAAAGAUAUUGCAAACUAAUUUUCAUGAUAUCCUAUUGAGGAGAUUGGGUUAUGUUGAAUCUUCAAAAAUUUGUGCAAAGGCGACAUUAUUGGACCCCAGAUUAAAGAUAUUGGCCUUCGAUAAGGUAAUAAAUGGUAAUCAAGCCCUUAAAUGGAUUACACAAGAAGUAGAGGAUUUGAUUGUGACUAUCACUCAGCAUCUAGAAACUCCAAAUUCUGAAAUACCUUGUACUCAGGGGCGUGCAGAUUCCAGCGAGAACCAAGCUAGUUUACUUUGGGAGCAUUUUGAUAUAAAGGCUAAGCAGGAAUUCAGCGCGUCCACACCUACACAUUCUGCCGAAGCACAAAUAAAGCAGUACCUAGACCUACCAUUGGUAGAUAGGAAGCUGAAUCCUUUAGACUUUUGGGAGUCCAAGAAGGAGAUGUUCCCGGAACUAUAUAAACUUGCAAAUAAGUACCUCUGCGUGCCAGCAACAUCAGUGCCAUCUGAGAGGGUAUUCUCAAAAGCAGGCGAGUUAACAAAGGACAGAAGGAGUAGGUUAAGCAGCAAUAUGAUCAACGAAAUCAUGUUUUUAAAUAGUAAUAUGUAGUGCAAUAAAUAUUUUCUUUGAAAUAUGUAUUUUGACUGACCAUCCUCCAUAUUAUCAUGGGGAAUCAAAUCAUCAUUCUUUUUUUACUUCAUAUUAAACAACUAGUAAUGAAUACAAACAUAAAACGUGGAUUCUACUAAUCAUUUGAGGCUCUAUUUUAUUGAGGCUAAUUUAAAUAUUAAAAUGAGACAUUCAGAGAAGUCGGUAAAUUCCCAAAA